AUCAUCAAUCAAACUAUAGUUGAUUAUAUAAUUAAAAUCCGAAACUCAAAAGUUCACUUUUGCUCAAUCUCCCGUGAAAAAAUUCUCUUGAUAUUUUAUUUUAUUUUAUUUUUUUGGUUUUAAUAUUAUCAAAUACAGACACAGUAACAAUGACUGUCGAAAAUACUAAAGUUGGGGAAACGCCAAUUUUCACAACCAAAGCCCAUGUGUUUCAUAUUGAUCCACAAACAAAACGAUCUUGGAUUCCAGCUAGUUCGGCAGCAGUAAAUGUUAAUUUUUAUUAUGAUUCCACACGAUCAUUAUAUCGAAUAAUUAGUGUCGAAGGUCAAAAGCCUGUCAUUAACAGCACGAUCGUUCCGAAUAUGACGUUUACAAAGACUUCACAAAAAUUUGGACAAUGGUCUGAUAUUCGUGCCAAUACUGUUUACGGCCUAGGAUUUUCAUCGGAACCAGAAUUAAAUCGAUUUAUUGAAAAAUUUCAAGAAGUUAAAGAAGCCACGAGGAUCGCUCAACAGAAAGCCCUACAGCCUAAUGGCAAUAUUACUAAUACUGGUGCUACGGCUGCUGUUAAUCAUUCAUUGUCAGCACGCGAUUCACCGCGAUUAUCAUCGGAAUAUCAAAAUGAUAUCCUAAUGAGCAAAUCAUUACUGCCUCAUCAACGAAGCCAAAGCUUAUCGGGUCUUCAAGCCAAAAAUCUAACUGAUAGUCCAAAAUAUCGAAACCGUGACAAACAAAUUUCAUCGGUUACACUUCCACAAUCAUCUAAUGAAGCACAAUUGCGUUAUGAAAAUGAAAGGCUUAAAUUAGCUUUAGCUCAGAGUUCGACGAAUGCUAAAAAAUGGGAAAUUGAAUUACAAACAUUGAAAAGUAACAAUACUCGAUUAACGAAUGCGUUACAAGAAUCAACCGCAAACGUUGAAGAAUGGAAAAGGCAGUUGCAAUCACUUAAAGAUGAAAAUACUAAAAUGAAACAUAAAAUACUUGAACUGGAAGCUAGUCACGGAAAUCCCGAAGCCAUAGCUGAUCUACGCAAAGAAAUUCACCAUUAUCGUACGCAUUGUGAAAAUCUUGAAACCGAAAUCAAACAAAAAGAUUGUGAAAUUGAUUUGUUAAAAAAACGUUUAGAAGAACAAUGUCAACUCUAUGGUUCAUCAAACCAAAAAGUUGAUGAUAAAAUAAAGAUUCUUUUAAAUGAUAACGAAAAUUUACGCCAACAACUUAAUCGUCUUUCAUCGAUGGACAACAAUAGUGAUUCUUGUAUUAAACUGAGCGAUAAACAAUAUCGUACAUUAUUGGAACAACUAAAUGUUCGUUUUGCCCAAAAUAUUCAAGAGCUACGUUCGAUACAACAAGAAUUCUCAUCAUUGCUCAAUGCAUCUUGAUAAUUUUAUGAAAUGUUGGUUUUUCAAUUAUUAAUCUAUAGAUCAAACUAAUAUAUAGACGAAUUUGA
Messenger RNA from Dermatophagoides pteronyssinus (European house dust mite), 1450 nucleotides. RefSeq names its product homer protein (gene homer). The record is from RefSeq and is a predicted model, not a curated record. Gene Ontology annotation, biological process: G protein-coupled glutamate receptor signaling pathway. Gene Ontology annotation, molecular function: G protein-coupled glutamate receptor binding. NCBI's taxonomy places the organism in Eukaryota, Metazoa, Arthropoda, Arachnida, Sarcoptiformes, Pyroglyphidae.